AUGGGCAUAGAGACCUCCCCCGAUGUCGAGGAAUCGACAGAACCUCCUAUAUGUCCUUGUACGGGACAUCUUCAAUAUCAACAUACAAAUGUAGCUUCCAACAGCGUAGAAGCCCAAUCUUCCGUUGUGAACGAGAAAUCCAAUAAACCCACGAAUGAGAAACCCACGUCCAUCCAACCGGCGAAGGAGAAUCUCGAAGAAAAUGCCCAUUUCAUCAGCCCCUCCCACCUAUCUGUUCUUCUUCAGACAGACGUGCGUUAUGGACUUUCCAGCGCCGAAGCGGCCGCGCGCCUCGAGCGGGAUGGCCCAAAUACGAUGGGGGAGAUGGAGAGUGUCUCCGUCUGGGGGAUACUGCUGAGACAGGUAUCCAAUAGCUUGACUUUGGUCUUACUUCUUACAAUGGGUUUGUCUUAUGGCAUACACGAUUAUAUCGAAGGCGGAGUUAUCACCGCCGUCAUUGUUCUCAAUAUAGUCGUGGGGUUCGUACAAGAUUACCGAGCAGAGAAAGACAUCCUCUCCCUCCACUGUCUGUCGGCACCGAUAUGCAAGGCCAUCCGCGACAACCGUGUAAUCUCUGUGAAAGCAGAGUCACUAGUCGUCGGCGACAUCGUUCAACUAGCAGUUGGGGAUAUUGUACCGGCUGACCUACGUCUAUUCGAUGGCAUGAAUGCAUCAAUGGACGAAGCUCUUCUCACUGGUGAAUCUCUUCCCGUCUUGAAAACCCCACAUAUAACUUUGGUUGCCCCGGACAUACCAAUUGGCGAUAGAACAAACAUGGCAUACUCAGGCUGCAGCACGACCCAAGGUCGAGCAAUGGGAAUUGUCACUGCAACUGGGAUGCAAACUGAAGUUGGGAAGAUUGCUCAAUUACUUCAGGAUAAGGGAAGUGACGACAGCGCAAAUUCAUUCGCUCGUCUAGCUCUACGGAUGAAAUCUUCUGCUAUGAACAUUUUAGGUCUGGUGGGUACUCCCUUGCAAGUGAAACUGAGCAAGUUUGCCUUGCUGCUUUUUGGUCUUGCCAUUCUUCUGGCCAUUAUUGUCUUUUCUGUCAAUAAAUGGAAUGUUCAAGGAGAGGUACUUAUAUACGGCAUCUGUGUUGCUGUUGCUGUCAUCCCGGAGUCCUUGAUCGCGGUUCUCACCAUCACCAUGGCUGUGGGCACCAAGGCAAUGGCCAAGGGCAAUGUCAUCGUCCGCAAGUUGCAGUGCCUCGAGGCCGUCGGAGGUGUCACCAAUAUCUGUUCCGACAAAACUGGCACUCUCACUCAGGGAAAGAUGAUCGCUCGAUGUGCUUGGAUUCCAAAUGUGGGUACUAUGACAGUGCGGGAAACAACUAAUCCAUUUGACCCAACAAACGGCCUGGUACAACUCGAUGGAAUUGAGUGGGACUCGAGUCAGCCAAUCGAGCAGCACCCUGCGCUACAUGUCUUCUUCUCUGCAAUAGCUCUCUGCAACCUAUCAACCGUGCAUCAAGCCAAUAAAACAUGGACUGCUGUCGGCGAGCCUACAGAAAUUGCCCUUCACAUUUUGGCCAUGCGCUUUGACUUCGGAAAGAAUGUGAUCCUUGCAAAGCGCAAACUGGACCUUCAUACAGAAUACCCAUUUGACUCCGCCAUUAAGAAAAUGACGGUCAUUUACACUAAUUCCACUGAUAAGGUCAAUGAAAUCUACACCAAGGGUGCACCAGAAGCAGUUCUUCCCCAUGUCUCAGCCAGCGAGGAGGAGAUGAGCAUCAUGAAAGAAGCUGCCGAUCGAAUGGCAGGCGAAGGCCUGCGAGUUUUAUGCGUUGCCCACAAAACAGUUCCCAUGGGUGACACCUCUGAAAUCUCACCCCGAGGCUCAGGCGAGUCAAACUUGCAGUUUGCGGGCUUUGUUGGACUUUAUGAUCCACCGCGAAUUGAAACAGCAGCAGCAGUUCGCAAAUGUCAAAUGGCAGGCAUUGCAGUGCACAUGCUGACAGGCGACCAUAUCAAAACCGCCACCGCUAUCGCAUCGGAAGUAGGAAUCCUCGAUCGUCUGGAUACUUCUGUGAAAUGCAGAAAAUUGGUCAUGUCGGCCGAUGAGUUUGAUAAACUUUCCGAUCCUGACAUCGACAGUAUGGAGGAGCUACCUCUGGUAGUCGCACGAUGCAGUCCCGCAACAAAGGUCCGCAUGGUCGAGGCAAUGCAUCGGCGGCGGGCCUUUUGUGUUAUGACUGGAGACGGUGUCAAUGAUUCUCCUGCUUUGAAAAGGGCAGAUGUUGGUAUCGCAAUGGGCAAGAAUGGCAGCGAUGUCGCGAAGGAAGCGGCAGAUAUGGUUCUGACCGAUGAUAAUUUUGCCUCGAUUGUCAAAGCUGUCGAGGAAGGAAGACGGUUGUUUGAUAACAUUCAAAAGGCAAGCCAUAUUUUUUUCCUCAUGCACCUUCUCAUUUCAAACAUUGCCCAGGUCAUCCUCCUUCUGAUUGCCCUAGCAUUCAAAGACACAAGCGGCAGCUCCGUCUUUCCACUUUCGCCGCUCGAAAUCCUAUGGGCCAACCUGGUCACAUCGUCCUUCCUGGCCGUCGGCCUCGGCCUAGAAGAAGCCCAACCAGACAUCAUGUACAGACCACCACACAACCUCCGCGUAGGCGUCUUUACCCGCGAGUUGAUAGUAGACAAGAUGAUCUACGGCACAUUCAUGGGCUCGCUCUGCCUCAUCUCAUUCAUCUGCGUCAUCUACGCCGCCGGUGUCGGAUCCUCCGAUUUAGGUGAGGGAUGCAACCAGGCAUACAACCCAACCUGCCACGCAGUCUUCCGUGCCCGAGCUACGACGUUCGCAACAUUGACAUUUCUGCUACUCGUCACGGCCUGGGAAGUCAAACACUUCUCCCGAUCCCUUUUCAAUAUGGAUCCCAUCCGGUCUCCGCAGGCCCUGUCCGUAUUCCCAACAGUCUGGCGCAACCGCUUCCUCUUCUGCGCCGUCAUGGCUGGAUUCGUCAUUGUAUUCCCGGUUAUCUAUCUCCCUGUGAUAAAUGAGCUUGUGUUCAAGCAUCAUGCUAUAACGUGGGAAUGGGGUAUUGUCGUCGGCUGCACAGCUGUGUAUCUGCUUGGUGUUGAGAGCUGGAAGGCCGUUAAGCGGGCGCUUCGGAUCGGGAGUGGGAAGCAUGGUACUUUGACCCUGGAGGAUGCGGAGUUCCGGGCCGGGUUGGCUAUGUCGACACCUUCGUCGAUGAGCGCUAAUGCCAGUGUCGAGAUGAAAUGA
Messenger RNA from Penicillium lagena, 3216 nucleotides. Its product is annotated as putative potassium/sodium P-type ATPase. The coding region runs from base 1 to 3216 and encodes 1071 amino acids. Gene Ontology annotation, molecular function: P-type calcium transporter activity; ATP hydrolysis activity; ATP binding. The record is from RefSeq and is a predicted model, not a curated record. Gene Ontology annotation, cellular component: plasma membrane. Gene Ontology annotation, biological process: intracellular calcium ion homeostasis; calcium ion transmembrane transport. The transcript is spliced from 5 exons. NCBI's taxonomy places the organism in Eukaryota, Fungi, Ascomycota, Eurotiomycetes, Eurotiales, Aspergillaceae.